Zychaea mexicana is the source of this 1255-nucleotide messenger RNA. RefSeq lists its product as uncharacterized. Gene Ontology annotation, cellular component: cytoplasm. The transcript is spliced from 10 exons. The coding region runs from base 46 to 966 and encodes 306 amino acids. The record is from RefSeq and is a predicted model, not a curated record. Gene Ontology annotation, molecular function: oxidoreductase activity, acting on the CH-OH group of donors, NAD or NADP as acceptor. NCBI's taxonomy places the organism in Eukaryota, Fungi, Mucoromycota, Mucoromycetes, Mucorales, Lichtheimiaceae.
GUUGUCCUUUUUCAUACACUAUUUCCCAACGCACAUAAAAAACCAAUGACUAAAAUUGAGAAAACAUUAUUGGGUAAAGUUGCGGUCAUCACUGGUGGAAGUCGAGGCUUUGGCGCUGCAGUCGCUGAAGCAGUUAUUGAGCGCGGCGGGAAGGUUGCGAUUGGAGAUAUUUUAAUAAAGGAAGGAGAAUCUACUGCCGAAAAUUUUAAUGCAGCCGCCGCUGCCAAGGUGGCAGCCUUUAUCCAAUGCGAUGUCACUAGUUACAAAGAUAAUAUUGCACUUUUUCAAUUCGCUGAGAAAGAAUUUGGAGGCGUUGAUAUCGCUUUUCUUAACGCAGGCAUUGGUGGUAAAGCUUCCGAUAUUGCAUUUUUGCCUCCUGAUGAUGAGCUUGACGCAAAAUGCAUGGAUGUGAACGGCACCAGCGUCAUUAAAGGGACGAAGAUUGCUAUCCUUCAUAUGGCAAAGAAGGGAGGUGUUAUUGUGAACACUGCAUCUAUUCUUGGUACACACACGCUCCCAUCCACAGCUGCAUACAGUGCUUCCAAGCAUGCAGUUGUUGGAUGGACGCGUAGCUUUAAUCUUUUGCCUCAAGUGUGCGGUAUUCGUGUCAAUGCAGUGUGUCCACAUUUUGUUGAUACGGACUUGAUCGCGAUAAAAAACCCGGAAAUAAUAGCAAAAGGAGGUCCGAUGCUCCAAUUGAUACCAAAAAUCAACAAGGCAACUGUAAGUACUGUCGUGAAAGCCGUACUUACACUUAUUGAAGAUGAAAGUAGAAAUGCCCAAACUUUGCUCGCUUUACCCGGAGAUGUCAUUCGCGUUGAAGAGCCACCACCGCCUCUGAUGGAAGGAGUCACCCCACAGUUCAAAGAAGACUACAAGCAGUAUGAGCGAGACUAUGUGAGCUAUUACAAGAAACAGCUGAAAACUUCUCUAGAAGUAUAUCAGAAAGAUCAUCAUUGUGCCUAGUAGAUUUGUUGGCGCUUACCUGCAAUUCUUUGUAUCCAGCAAGUUAUUUGAUGCAAUUGCUUAUUUUUCAUCAAACGAGAUAGCAGGAAAAGACUUCUUGCCAGCAGAACAUUUUUUCAGCAACAAUAUAUCAAUAAACUCGAUAGAGGUUUACAUAACUUAUGCGGGGCUAAGAUGCUACUUGUACUACUUUAUGAAGAUUCUACGAUAUCCAUGUGAGAUACUAUUUUUGUAGAUUGUCAUUUCAAUUUAAACGAUUUGAGUAAGCAUCGCUCAUAGUAGUAUGCAC